AUGUCGCUAGUAAAAAUAUUUUCCGUAUCAUCUCGAGUUCGAGCUGGUGGAGCUAGCAGUUUGGUGUCCAGACAUGUCCAGUACAGUACGGAGGCAAAAACAGAAAAGGUGUACCCGCCUAAGGAGCCAGGAUACAUGUAUGUGAAUGCUGUCGAUCCGAACAUGACAAUGAAGGCACUUUCUGAUAGAGCUGCACAGACUAUGUUCUGGACGGAAUUGGCUAGAGGAUUUGCUGUCACCCUGGCUCAUAUUUUUAAGGAACCAGCAACAAUUAAUUAUCCAUUUGAGAAAGGACCUUUGUCACCAAGGUUCCGAGGAGAGCAUGCUCUACGCCGUUACCCAUCUGGUGAAGAAAGAUGCAUUGCUUGCAAACUUUGUGAGGCAAUUUGUCCAGCUCAGGCAAUCACCAUAGAAGCUGAGGAAAGGCAAGACGGCUCACGACGAACCACGCGUUAUGAUAUUGACAUGACAAAAUGCAUCUACUGUGGAUUCUGUCAGGAAGCCUGCCCAGUCGACGCUAUUGUAGAAGGUCCCAACUUCGAGUUCUCGACAGAAACUCACGAAGAACUCCUGUACAAUAAGGAAAAACUUCUAUCGAACGGUGACAAAUGGGAGAGUGAAAUAGCUUCUAAUAUCAGGGCCGAUCACCUCUACCGCUGA
Messenger RNA from Arctia plantaginis, 660 nucleotides. Lineage: Eukaryota; Metazoa; Arthropoda; Insecta; Lepidoptera; Erebidae. The record is from the annotation of a GenBank genome assembly.